AUGUCCUUGUACCCGAAUUUUUCACCCGAUUGGCCAGCUCCGGUUCUUGUACCCACCGCCAAUGCUGUUACUAGCGUAAAAGACAAUAAAAUUCAGGCAAAGAAACAAAGUGACAUUGAAUUAAUGGCAACGACCACUGCUCAGCUCAAAGUUCAAGUGCAAUACAUCAAGCAAAAACGCCGCAAGUGUAAAGAAACCACCAUUUCUUCCUCCGCCACUGGUAACAACUGCUCCCACUCCACUCCUGUUUCCCCUGCUCCGUCUCCUCCCCCGCCUUCCCCUCCUCCGCUUCCCCCACAAGCUGCUGGUGUUCCCGGCCUGGGUUCAAACGAUUCUUUGUCCGGUUUCAAGAUCCGAUAUUGUCCCGGUAGGGUAUCUCCCGUCAUGGACUUCACCGGUAGGACUACGCUCUCCAACGGCCACUCUCCGUGGAGUUUCAUUGAGUUCAAUUCCGCCCUCACGGCGGGUCUUCUAAACCCGAUGUCCCCGCCGCCUCCGGCGGACAAGACACGCUCCACUCCGACCCUUUUCGAAAUGAUGGGUAACGAACCCGAUAUCCAUUCGAGUAACCAAACCCAAAACCAAGCUAAGAUCCAAGUACCCACUUCAGCUCCAAGACAAAACCAACCUCCGUUUAUCGUCGACAUGCAGGCACUGACCAUGCAACGAAUUUCGGAUCUUCUGUCGACGCGGAGCCCAGGGAACCAGUUCAACGACCCGAUUUCGCGUGAUAUAAAACUGACAUUGAGCUCCAAAGAUGGGAUUAGUGUAUCGAUGAACGUGCACAGGCAUAUACUGGUGGCUCACAGUAGGUUUUUUGCGGUGAAGUUAUCGGACCGGUCCCCAGAGACGAACGGUUCAGGUGAACCGUACAGCCUGGAAAUAGCGGAUUGUGAAGACGUUGAGGUUUAUAUAGAGACUUUGAGGUUGAUGUACGGUAAAGAUUUGAGGAAGAUGUUAAUGAGAGAGGAGGUUUCCAGUGUUCUUGGAAUUUUGAAGGUUUCAGUAGCAAUUGGAUUUGAUGCUGGAGUUCUUUCAUGUUUGGAGUACUUGGAAGCUGCGCCGUGGACGGUGGACGAAGAAGAGAAAGUAGCUUCUUUAUUGGCGGAGCUCCACCUUGAAAACGUCGGAGCUGGGGAAGUUUUGAAGAGGGUAUCUGUUGAAGUAACUAACGGAAUCGAUGGUGGCGACAAUGAACGAGUGCUUCUCAAGCUUUUGCAUCUGGUUCUUCAAGGCAAUGACGAGAAAGCAAGGUGUGAAAUGAAAGAAUUGGUCCUGAAGAUGCUUCGUGAGAAUCCCUCUCGGAAUGAUCUCCGGAAAGCGUCGUUAUACUCCGCUUGCGACGGCUGUCUGGAACUGCUUCAAUACCAUUUUCUCCAAGCAGCGUCAUCGGAUUUGCAGGAUGUGAAUCAGAUUGCAAGACAAGCGGAUAAUCUGCAUUGGAUCCUUGACAUUUUGGUUGAUAGGCAGAUUGCUGAGGAUUUUCUAAAAUCAUGGGCUUCUCAAUCUGAAUUAUCUGAGACUCAUUCUAAAGUUCCAGCUAUCCAUCGGUUCGAGAUCAGCAGAGUUACCGCAAGGCUGUUCAUCGGUAUUGGAAAGGGGCAGCUAUUGGCAUCAGAGGAAGUGAGGUCCUUGCUUCUACAGACAUGGUUGGUGCCAUUCUACGAUGAUUUCAGGUGGAUGAUGAUGCGGGCAUCGAAGGGGCUCGACCGACAUUUAAUCGAGGAUGGUCUUAGUAACAUGAUUCUUACAUUGGCUUUGCCAUUGCAGCAGGACAUUUUCCUUGCUUGGCUUGAUAGAUUCUUGAACUCUGGUGAAGAUUGUCCCAACAUUCAGAGAGGUUUCGAAGUUUGGUGGAGGAGAGCUUUCUGGCGAUGAAGU
Messenger RNA from Hibiscus syriacus, 1881 nucleotides. RefSeq names its product BTB/POZ domain-containing protein At1g63850-like. The transcript is spliced from 2 exons. Bases 1 to 1878 code for a protein of 625 amino acids. Lineage: Eukaryota; Viridiplantae; Streptophyta; Magnoliopsida; Malvales; Malvaceae. The record is from RefSeq and is a predicted model, not a curated record. Gene Ontology annotation, molecular function: protein binding.